AUGUCUACUGCCCAGCUACAAGACGUCUUUAAAACCAUGAAAAAAUAUAGACUGUCACUCAGGGUCUUUUUGAACGCUUGUUUCCAAUCACAAAGCCAAGGUAUCCAGGAUGUUGUUCAAUGCUUUUAUAGAGACAAUGGGCCUGCUGAAGCUAUCGAUCUCUGGCAAAAAGAAAUGAAUCAUUCAUAUCAGCGAGAGACGAAUAGCAUCACACAGGAAAAGAUCGAAGGAUUCGAGCUCGAGUUUGUUAGCGAAGUUUUCAAGAAGAAAGCCCCUGUUUUUCACCAGUUCUUGACAGACAUUGCGUAUACAAACAGUCAUUGUUCGAAGGACCCGUCGAAAGCUGUACCUGUGGUUGCUAGUGUAUUUGCAUUCCUAUACAACCGUAGAUGCAACUAUAUUCAAUCGAUGCUAGGGCUGUAUUUGUUCAGUAAGGGAGUUCCGCGUAAGGUCAUCACACUUUUAGCAUGCGCAGGAUUGUCAGUAUCUCAUCAGUCCCUCAUCAGAGGCAUGGAGUCAACAUCCAAUGGCGCUCUUAAAAGUGUUCAGGCCAAAGUAAAGGCUAGCCCCUUUCUAAUUGUUUAUGACAACAUAAACAUGGCCCGCCGCAAGCAUAAUCAAAGACUUGACAACCAGGACUCGUUUGGGAGCGGGACUGCAGCGACACUCGUUACCACAAGCGUAACUGCAGAAGAAGAGCGACACACCGAACCCGCUCGAUGUCUCCAGCUUAAAGAUUUGAUGCCUACGACGGCGAACGAAACGCAUCUUCGAGAGACCAUGCGAUUCCACCUGGUCGAUGUUCUGCGGAGAAACCUCAAGGGCUACGAAGAAGUGUCGAUGCCUGUUCCAUCGAAGCUGCUACUUCCGAUUAAAAAAACGGAGGCUUUCCCACUACCAUCAAUGCACAUUAACCAGGCCACGAUUGACGGAAACAAGGAUGUCCUGGAAACUAUUAUGGGACAGACUCUUAAGAUACCCAGUGAGUGGUUCGAUGGAAAAAGGGCGGUGGUUACUGGUGACCAGCUUACAGUGAGCAGAGUUCGUUCAUUAAAAAGGCAACGUUGCGAUGAUGUUUCGACCUACCACAGGUUUGAGUGGGCGGUUCCUGUCAUACAGCUUUUUCAUCUGCAAAUGGUCCUUUCUUCAACGAUCUUGCGUACCCACUAUGGUGACAUAGGAGUUCCAGGAUCGUUAGCAUAUUAUGCAGCGAAAUUAAGGCGAAAACGUGUCACCCCCGAUCGGUUUGAUUUCCAUGCAGUAAAUGAGCUUCUCUUUCACGCAUUUGAUGCAAUGGUAAUCCGUGCAUGGCAGCUUGUCCAGGAAUGUGAGGAUCUAGCUGAAGACUCUAUGUUUUUUCCCACAAGUGUGCUACAAGAGCUGAGCGAGAAGAAUGUGAACAGGAUUCUGGACAGGUUCCUAGAUAAAGCCAACCGACCCCAGCUCAAUGGAACUGUUUCUGAUAAUGCUGCUCUAUUUAUAAGAGAUGCUAAUCUACAUAGAACAAGCCAUGCUGUCAUGUCUUCUUGGUUAGUGAAUACUACAGGCCAGGAAAAUCGUUGGAUACCUACAGAUCUUUUCCAAGAGCACAACAACUUGCUUAUCAAAAAGAUACGAAAGGCAAACGGUUCAACCUGGGAUGAGAAACAUGGAUCAAGGUCUACCAAUAUUCACUCGCUCGGACAAAUGGAAGACCAGAUGAAGACUUCGUUUGGCGUCCCUUACUCAGGCACCAAACACGCUACAAAGAAAGCGGUCCAUGAUAUCAAUGAGAUACUCGUAUCCCUCAGGCAGUAUGAUAUUCUUGAGUCCUAUAGCAAAGAUCAGCCUCCGAAAUAUCAUUCACAGAUUGCCAGCGCACAUCCUGUAGCAGAUCUCAUCAAGGGAGGUUAUGAGAAGAUGCAGGGGACAAAACACCUCCAAUCGUUCAUUGAAGCGAGAACCCGUUCGCAUGGGGGACCGCACAAAAAUAUAAACGAUGAGGCGAUGGAGGUUGACGGAGACGAUGCUGUGGGUAUUGUUUAA
Molecule: messenger RNA, 2025 nt
Organism: Lobosporangium transversale
Lineage: Eukaryota; Fungi; Mortierellomycota; Mortierellomycetes; Mortierellales; Mortierellaceae
Exons: 3
Coding region: 1-2025 (674 amino acids)
Source: RefSeq, a predicted model, not a curated record